UCCGCCAUAUUGAAAUUUCACCACGAGGUGCUCUGGUGAUUUUCGAUCAAAAUUACCCCCCUAAAUAAACCAUUACAACAUACUUGGGAGGGUUAGCGAUGCCCACUAAUUGCCCUUUACCGCCCAAGGAAAAUACCCUCUUCAAGAGGAUUCUGAAAUGUUAUGAACACAAACAGUAUAAAAAUGGGUUGAAGUUUGCCAAGCAGAUCCUCACAAACCCAAAAUUCACUGAACAUGGCGAGACCUUGGCCAUGAAGGGCUUGACCCUGAACUGUCUUGGCCGAAAAGAAGAAGCAUAUGAAUUUGUUAGGAAGGGUUUAAGGAAUGAUCUCCGUAGCCAUGUGUGCUGGCAUGUUUAUGGUCUACUACAGAGGUCUGACAGAAAGUAUGACGAAGCAAUCAAGUGCUACAGAAAUGCCCUCAAAUGGGAUAAGGACAACUUGCAGAUUCUGCGAGACUUGUCCCUCCUCCAGAUUCAGAUGCGAGAUCUUGAAGGCUAUAGGGACACACGGUAUCAGUUGCUUGUGUUACGCCCAGGUCAGCGAGCAUCAUGGAUUGGGUAUGCCAUGUCCUAUCAUUUACUCAAGGAUUAUGAUAUGGCAAUAAAAGUGCUAGAGGAGUACCGGAAGACUCAACAGGUAAAGCCAAACGACUAUGAGCAUAGUGAGUUAUUACUGUACCAAAACAUGGUGCUGCGGGAGGCAGGUACGCUGGAAGAAGCCCUCAACCAUCUUCGAGAGUUUGAGGAGCAUAUUGUUGAUAAGCUGGCUGUCAGUGAAAUUCAAGCUCAAAUUCUUCAAGCCCUCGGACGCCAUGAGGAAGCUGCUAGUCUUUAUAGGGAAUUGAACCAACGGAAUCCCGAAAACUGGGCGUAUUACAAAGGGAUAGAAGAGAAUGAAAAGCCAAGCACGGAAGAGGUGCGAUUGAAAAUAUAUGAAGAGGCAGGAGAGACGUUUCCUCGAGCUAUGGCUCCGAAGAGGCUACCAUUAAACUUUUCUACUGGUGAUAAUUUUAGGAAAUUAGUUGAUAAAUUGAUGAAAGUUAGUCUACAAAAGGGAGUUCCGCCAUUGUUUAUGAAUAUUAGAGGUUUAUACAAGGACCCCGAGAAGGUCAGAGUUAUAGAAGAAUUAAUUCUUAGCUACAUAGAAAAUUUAGAUACCAGAGGGACUCUGUCUCUGGAUGAUGAUGUGGAGGAUAAAGAACCACCAUCCACUCGACUGUGGACGUGUUAUCUCUUAGCUCAGCAUUAUGAUGCGUUAGGUCAGACGCAGAAGGCCUUAGAUGUGAUAGAUGCACAGAUCGAACAUACGCCAACUCUUAUAGAGCUGCACGUGUUCAGGGGGAAAAUAUUUAAGCAUGCCCAUGAUGUCCACGAGGCUGUGACUUGUCUGGAUGAAGCCCAGUCAUUAGACACGGCGGAUAGGUAUAUUAAUUCUAAAUGUGCCAAGUACAUGCUCAGAGCGAACAUGGCCAAGGAGGCCGAAGAAAUGUGCUCCAAGUUUACUCGGGAAGGGGUGCCAGCCAUGGACAACCUCAAUGAGAUGCAGUGCAUGUGGUUCCAGACGGAAUGUGCUAGAGCAUAUCGGGGAUCUGGAAAAUGGGGGUUGGCACUGAAAAAGUGCCAUGAAAUCGAUAGGCAUUUCUCUGAAAUCAUUGAGGAUCAGUUUGACUUCCACACGUACUGCAUGAGAAAGAUGACGCUGCGUGCAUACGUUGGUCUGCUCAGGUUAGAAGAUGUGCUGCGAUAUCAUCCGUUCUACUUCAAGACAGCAAAAUUAGCCAUAGAUAUGUAUGUACAGUUGUAUGAUCACCCUGUGACUGAAAGCACACAAGCUGAGCAACUAGACACAGAAAACCUAUCGCCAAGUGAAUUGAAAAAGUUGAAAAACAAACAACGACGAGCGCAGAAAAAGGCUGCGAUGGAGAAAGAGCGUCAGAAGGCUGAAGCGGACAAAAAAGAACAAAAUAAACCCAAACCACAAGACCUGGAGCUGGAUGGUCCCAAAGAGGAGGAAUUAGUCCCUGAAAAGUUAGAAAAGUGUGACAACCCAUUAGAUCAAGCUGUUAAGUUUUUGAAGCCACUCCAGUUGCAUGCAUCGGAUAAGAUAGAGACGCAUUGUUUAGCAUUUGAAAUUUAUUAUAGAAAAGGAAAAUUGAUGUUGAUGUUCCAAGCGAUAAGACGAGGUUUUUCAAUAGACCCUACCAAUCCACACUUUCACACGUGCUUAGUCAGGUUCUUGAAAAAGGUGCAGGAAACCAAAGACAUGAACGACGUAUUGAAGACUGUCCUAGAUAAAGAAAUGAAACAGAUCUAUGGUGCAAAAGGUCCUACGACACUCAACCAGGAGUAUAUGGCCGAGUUUUCAAAAUCCAUGCCUGCCACGUUUGCUGGUGCCAAGAUGAUGUAUCUCCUUGACCCAUCCCUGCAUCAAAAGUCUGUAACUUUAGCGACCCAUCUCACGGAUAUGGAAGAUAUUACUGUCCAGUUGUGUGAAGAUAUCUGGAAAUCCCUGAAGAGUGGAGACGAUCUCGGUAAAAUCGACGACGAUGUCCUGGAGUCAUUCAAAGCAGAAAGUCAUAAACGUUAUCCCUAUGCAAACGCCUUCCGGGAGCUGCCGGUGGCUAAUAACAUUGAUGCAGUACCUAACGUCAAUGGAACCGACUCAUAAUUCAGAAAGAAACAAAACAAGAUGUGCUAAGUUGAUUUAAUGCUUUGGGUUUCUGUUGCGCCGAAUGGUGCGACGGGCUCACCUCUUAAGAAUCCCCAGUGACAUUUUCAAGGCAAGCGAUGGGAAAUUCACAUGUUUAGGGAAUUUCAUCUGUGUCAAAAAGAGGUUCAAGUUGCUUGGUCAUUACUGUUCUGAUAAUGUCUGACUGUGCCUCGGAGCAACCGUUGCUGUUUCUGCCAUUGACCGUAAAUAGGAUGCAUAAAACCCAGUAACAUUUGCAGAUUUAGCUCACCGUUGGACACUAUCAUGUGUUUGAAUUUUGAGUAACAUUGUAUGGAACAUUACUAACUGAUUCUCAUUGUUUGCUCCAAGAUGUCGAGAUGUUGAGGGAGAUGUGCAACAUCUCUCAAUGCUUGGAGCUAACUGUAGUGAUUGCCGGUUUCAGUAUGAUUCUCAUGGACACAGUUUUCGUUAAUGGAGACUUCUGGUUUCCAUGAAUACUCCAUGAGUUCUUUGUAUAUACUAGAGGCCAUCGCCAGGUUCUUAUGUUAUGUCACAAGCAAGCAAUAUUACAUGUUGAACGUGAUAACUCAAAUUAAACUUGACUUAUGUGUCCUGAAAGAGUGGUAUUUAUCACAGUGACUUCCCCGACUGUUUUGGCCCAGCAUGUUUUAAAAAGUGCCACGUUCUUAAAAACAUUUUUGAAGAAAAAAAUUUAAAAAUAUUGGCGUCAACACAAAGAGUACGAUAAAAGGCCAGAAGGUCUGAUGUGUUCAAAUCCAGGCAAACACUGCAUCACCUAGUUCUUGCUGUCCACAUACAAGUUAGCCUUGUCACUUAUCUCAACUGUUAGCAUAUCAACUGCUGCUAUUGCCAGCCUGUAAAUCUUCGGGCGUGCCCCAAGGAUUAAAUUACAUGUCCGUUUGAAAGUUCAUUUGUGGGCCACAGUUUUCUGCAUGUUAUUACUGUAAGGAGUUGUAAAACUGCCUGAUCAUGACUGAUGUAGUAGGCGUAUCCUUGUAGCUCUAAAUUGGAGCCCUGCAGAAAGUCUGUGUCCAACUCAGUCAGUGCCACAGCCUGAGCAUUUCUGACCGGUACGCAUUUACACACCAGUGGAGUAAGUGAUGUCAGGCAAAGAGACCUGCUUGGAGUCGCACACCAACAGUGGGGAUCGAACUAGGGAACUCAUGACCGCCAGUACGAUUCUCAAGUCACUACAUCACUGCAGCUUUAACUAUACUUUCAAGAGGCCUGUCAUUGUUAGUCACUAUCACUACUCCUAUUUGCCCGUAGAGCAUUUGUUACAUUAAGUUAUUCCAGUCAUUUAACAUGCUUUAAUUAACUAUGGACUUCAUGUGUGUGGGGUUCCAAUAUCUAUCAUAAGAAUGUGUGCUGUUGCAUCAAAUCAUGCUCAUCAUGUAGAAAAUUUGGGUUUGAACCUAUUGUUUUUUUUGAAAACUGCAUCAGUAUUCAUUGAUCAAUUCCAAAAACUUGUACAUAGAAGUUGUUUGUGCAUCCUAAAUCCAUUUGAGAGAUGUGAUUAUUGUGCUAUUUGGGUUCUGGCUGGGAGGGGGGUUAUCAGUGAUCCCAGCGUAUAAGAGCCUGGUAAUGUAUAACCUAAGCUUGGGGUACACGUUGCUGACUUGCUCUACGAAGGUACAUUUCCACACCUGAUAAGUGAGAAUGUCAUUUCCCAGUUGACUUAGCUUCGCAGUCCCAUUCUGCAUGACCUUUUUACCCACCUUUGUAUACUGCUUUGAAAAAUUACCGCCAACCAAAUGAAAUUGCAUACCAUGAGGGCAAACUAUUCACAUAUUCCUAGAAAUUAAGUUGAUUUGGGAAUAAAUGAAUAAACUUCUAGUGGUCUCCCUGUUUUGGAAGCCACUUUUUGGGGCAAUGGGGUCAACCUUCUCUGAAAACCAAAGGUAUGAAAAUCAGAUUUUCUGGGUUUGUUUUGCAGCUUCAGUAAUCUCAAGCGGUCUUGCUGAUUAGACAAACAAGGACUGCCAGUUCGGCAUCAGUUCCUUUAAGUUAAACCAUGUGAACCAUUGUCCAAUAACUGCGGUCAUACUUGAGACAAUGAUCCUGUGCUACUUUUGGUCUAGAUUGUGUAGAAUAUCAUCUUGAAUCAUCAAGGUCUCUGGUCGUAUUCGCCUCUUGGUCUCUCUCCAUCCUGGAAUGAGUGAGGCGAAGUGACCAUAGCCCUUGAUUGGUCAAGAUGCUGAAUUGUAUUCAAGAGUGUUAACUACAGUAUGUCACGAAAAAGUUGAUUAGUAUUAUAGUAGUUGCAUGUCAAGCACUGACAUGGACACAUUAGGGAAGUUUUAUAUGAAAUUAAGGAGGAGACCAGUAGGAUUAUUGCUUGCUCAGAAAUUAUCAGUCCUCAAAUGAAGUUGUUCUUUUGAGAGUUGUAUUUUCAUUGAAUGCUCUUCUUUUUCGUGACAUACUGUCUUCUCUAUCCUAUGUGGUCUUAACACUGGUUUUGUGCGAGGACCAUGACUUUUCUCCCAAGGAUCAUCCCCGCUAGACUCCUUACCAGAGGUACUAGGUACAUAUCAAUCAUGUUGGUGACUAGAGGCAGCCGGCAGACAAGUGGGAUGUCAAAGAGGAAUUGUAAAAAGAAAGAAACUUAGUACAUGUACAUUUAGAAGUCUGGGGUCAUUUUGUUUUGACAAAGUUUUUUGAAAACCCGUGUUUUUUCUUCUAAUUCAAUAACCUUCUGAUUGAAGAAAAAUGUUUUGGGUUUAAGUUGUCAGCCAAAUGAAUGAUAUUGGUCUAGAAUUUCAUGAAAACAGAGAAUCAUGAAUUAAUGAUAAUAAUAUGCUCAUGAGGGUUAUCCCUUAUUGCGUCCCAAAAGGGCUGGGCUGAUUAUUUUCACUGGUAGGCCACAAUCAGAUUCUAGUUUGGUGAACUCUACAAUAUACGGUAAAAUAGUGUAAAACACCACCACUCAUUUUUUCGACAGAUUGUAAAGUAUGGGGAUGUAAAAGAGAAGUGUAGUUUAGUAAUUAUUACAAUUAAAAUGAGGGUUUUUA
Molecule: messenger RNA, 5704 nt
Organism: Lineus longissimus
Lineage: Eukaryota; Metazoa; Nemertea; Pilidiophora; Heteronemertea; Lineidae
Product: N-alpha-acetyltransferase 15, NatA auxiliary subunit-like
Exons: 20
Coding region: 99-2669 (856 amino acids)
Biological process (GO): N-terminal peptidyl-methionine acetylation
Cellular component (GO): cytoplasm; NatA complex
Molecular function (GO): protein binding
Source: RefSeq, a predicted model, not a curated record